Molecule: messenger RNA, 218 nt
Organism: Dentiscutata erythropus
Lineage: Eukaryota; Fungi; Glomeromycota; Glomeromycetes; Diversisporales; Gigasporaceae
Source: the annotation of a GenBank genome assembly
UUGAUAGUAGUAAUGUUGCUAGUGGUUGUAAUGUUGCUGGUAAUGAUGAUAAUGUUGCUGGUGGUGGUAAUGUUGCCGAUUGUGGUGGUAAUAUUGCUAGUGGUGGUAAUAUUGCUGAUGGUGGUGGUAAUGUUUCUAGUAAUGGUGAUAAUGGUGAUUACAUUGUAAACAAUGAUUUUGAUGAAGACAAAUAUGAUCUUCUAGAUGUAUUAGCAUAA